UACGACCUUCUAGAUUUGCGAGUGAGAUUAGUGAAAUACAGAAGGAAAUUUCUUGCCCUGGUUCGACGGUGUAGUAGCUUUUUACAGAACAAAGCGAGAGUCGUGCGCUUAAGGACAGACGAUUGCGAGAAUCAGUUAUAGCAAGUAACAUAAUCCACACGGCAAAAAAGAAUCCGUUGACGAAAAGAAUAAAUCACUCCAGACAAUCAAAAGGUUCCUUGGGGAGUAAAGAAGGAGGAGAAGACAGGAAGAAAGAAGAUCCUCAAAUAGCAAGAACAUGCGGCUUCUGCUUUUGGUGACUUUCUCGUUAUGUGCAAGCCGAUUUUCUACUGCACAGAGCCCGUACAAUUGCCGAAUUUCAUGUCCUACUCAUAAUGUAAACGAAGUUUGUGGAACAGACAUGAAAACGUAUGCAAGCCGCUGCCAUCUCCAGCAAGAAAAGUGUCGAGGACACAAAGUCCGUAUGAUUCAUAAAGGAAGAUGUCCAUCAUCGCAAUCCCCGUGUGCCGAGGCGCGACAAGGCGCCAUGAUGGCAAUGAAGAAGAGACAGUUGUUAAAUCUAGGAUUUGUACCUAGAUGUAACCCUGAUGGGAGUUUCAAUGCAGUGCAGUGUAUGAAAACAGCAAGUGUUUGUUGGUGUGUUGAUAAUAUCGGUAAAGAAAUCUCAGGAACAAGAACCAGGAACGGAUCACCAGUUUGCCCUUCUCCAUCCCCAAGAGGUUCUGGCCGACCACACUGGAAGCAAAGACGGAUGAAUUAUAAAGGCUGUCCAAAAAAUGUCCGCGUCACUUUCAACAAAAAGGUCAUUGGUUUGCUUGAGAGGCAGUUUAUAGCGUACAUGACUGGAAAAUCAGCGUCUGCACGAAUCCAAGGUAUAGGAAAAGUGCAUACUCUAAUGUGGAAAUUUAACCAGUUAGACAAGAACGCCAAUUACUUCCUGGAUUUUAGAGAACUUCACGAUUUGCUUCGAACAACAAAGAAGACUAUUUACCCAAAGAAAUGCAGCAAGACGUUUGUAGUUUACUGCGAUGAAAAUGCAGACAAUAGACUAUCACGUAACGAGUGGUAUGCUUGCUUUGGAGUUCAAGAAAUUAAGAAGUGUAUUGGAGAGUAUCUGACAGCGGUCAAGCUAUCUCAGCAUUCGCCUUCAGGUAGUCAUUUUCUGCCAAAAUGUCAAAGCGAUGGAUCAUAUUAUCCUACGCAAUGUCACCCGGCCAUUGGCUACUGUUGGUGCGCUGAUGUCGACACAGGGAAACCAAUUCCAGGCUCAACAGAGAAAACAUCCUCUCUUGAUUGUAGAAAAUACGGUAAUAGAAGAGGGGGAUCAAGUCCUCGUAAAAAGGGAGGCAGGAAAGAAUGUACCAGAGAAAUUCUACCAACAUUCGCACGACAAUUGCUUCAGUUGUUUAGAAAAGAAGUGACAGCGAAACAGAUUGAUGAUAAAGCAUUAGUGGGAGACAUGGAUGAAAGUCUAAUAAGAAUUCAACGGAAGGCACGCUCAGGACAUCUCAACUUAUGGGGUGCGUUCCUAUCAAACAACCAAGUCCUUGCAUGGAAAUUUCACCAGCUGGAUGCAAACAACAAUCGUCUUUUAACGUCUUCGGAGUAUUUUGUAUCAAAAAUGAAGAAAGCACUUGGGAAAAUAAAACGUGGGCGAAGGUGCAGUAGAAAGCUUUUAAAUGAAUGCGACUUUGAUAAAAAUGGAGGUUUAUCAGUUGGCGAAUGGAGUUACUGUUUGCUUAAUAAGUUCUUACGAACAAGAUAACUUGAUUUGGAAUCACUCUUGUGAACCUUCACAUGUGCGCCCAGGACUACACCUACUGAGCAGUUCCCCCGACUCAGGUCUUGUUUUUACAGACACGACUUGCGACACAGUCUGACGCUCUUGGAAAACAAGGAAUUAUGAGAAAUUGAAGUAACGAAGAAAACAAAUAUGGGAGCAAAUAUAAUACACAUACAUACAUGUACAUUUAUAUGUACAAUAAUAUGCAGUCAUCACUGGGACUUUGAACUAGUGCUCACUCUUUCUCCUUAUCAUAACACAGGAAACCCAUAAGCCUGGGCAGGCUUACAUUGUUCAGUUCAAGUCAUGCGAUUUUGCGUUGAAGACAAAACUCUAACUGCGAACAAUUUGAUUAUUCUUCGUUUUUUUUAAUCAAGUAAUUGGAAUCCUGAUUUAUUUUAAAAGCAGUAAAUUUAUUUAAACUCUGAAAAUUUGAGGCAGACACUGUAUCAAGGUGACUUUGACUUGAAAAGGCACCCAAUGUUGUGCAGCUGUCAUAGUGAGCUUUUCAAUUUCAUGGAAGGACAGGAAAGUGUGCGUCAUGCAUUGAAUGAAACUAGGGUAUGUCUUCUUCCCUGUUUGAAAUGCUUGCUAUGUAAGCUACAUGUAUUGUUCAAUCUACUUACCAAAAAUAUACAUAGCAUGGUACUUCCACAUGUAAUAAAAUGAGUCAUAAUAUUUACAAUCUAACAUUAAAUAUAAAGUUUGGAUAAAAAUUUAUAUUAUAGAAUUACUUAUUUGAUUGUUGUAAUGUCAUUUAUGGAUGUACAGCUGACAUUCUUUGCUUCAUCAAUAAUAUUAAAAAAAAGAAAAAGAAAAAAAGAAGCAAAGAAAAAAUGAAAAAUACAAAGGAGAAAGUGACCAGAAAGAAAGAAAAAAAAUUGUUGUUGAAAAUGUGGAUUAUACUUCCUCAGAAAUCUCUCAUUCCAAUUUACUACACUAUUGUAGUAUUGAUUCUAAGUAUAUAAAUUAUUAAGAAUUAUCAUUGUCAUCAUUUGUACUUGUAGUUAGAUUUCUUCCUGGAUGUGAAUGAAGAGCCAUCAAUAAUUCAAGCUGUUUAUGAAUACCAUUUGAUCUGAAAAUGAUCACAAACAUA
This is a messenger RNA of Exaiptasia diaphana, 2879 nucleotides long. RefSeq names its product SPARC-related modular calcium-binding protein 2. Bases 278 to 1765 code for a protein of 495 amino acids. The record is from RefSeq and is a predicted model, not a curated record. Gene Ontology annotation, molecular function: calcium ion binding; protein binding. The transcript has 11 exons. Gene Ontology annotation, biological process: establishment of protein localization to extracellular region. Lineage: Eukaryota; Metazoa; Cnidaria; Anthozoa; Actiniaria; Aiptasiidae.